This is a messenger RNA of Peronospora belbahrii, 525 nucleotides long. Lineage: Eukaryota; Oomycota; Peronosporomycetes; Peronosporales; Peronosporaceae. The record is from the annotation of a GenBank genome assembly.
AUGAUACACCAACGUCGUAGCCUGCGCUUGCUGUCUUCUCAAUGGCGUGUUGCUACGUUAAGCACUAUUGUCGCUGAUAGCUUUCCCCUGGUAGUAGGAGAACUUACUAAGCUUGCUGCAGGAGACAUCCCGGCUGUGGGUGUGGAGGCGCAGAUAACACGCACCUUCUCUCUCAAAGACACUUGCGCCUUUGCUAGAAUCUCAGGUGAUAACAACCCGCUGCAUAUGGACGCUGAUUUUGCUCUUAAACACACGUCCAAGAGCAAGCCCAUAGUACAGGGUCUUUUGUCCGCCAGUCUCUUCGCUACGAUCUUUGGUUGCACUGUGCCAGGUGCAGUGUACGUAAAGCAAAGUCUGCGGUGGAGAGUACCGCUGUUGGUGGAUGAAAAGGUGAUAGCUUGCAUUCGUGUGACCAAGGUCCGCAAGCGCUUUGUCGAGUGCGAGACCAUUUGCACGAAGGCAAGCGAUGGCGUCGUCGUCGUCGACGGCUAUGCUACAUUGAUGCUGCCGUCUCCAUCAAAUUGA